AUGUUGAUCGACAAGCCCCAAGAUGUCCGGACAUCAUAUACCAUCAAAGCUGUCAGGCAUCCCUCCGCGGAAGACUUGAUCUACAUGGCCAAUGCUGGCCUGGUGGGUAAUGUUUUCAAAUCCAACGUCUGGAUCCCCAAUGACGCCAUGCACAGAGAUGCCAUAGGGAGAGUGCCAGGGUACGUGAUGAGCCUGGCUUAUUUCUUUGCGCUUGGUGCCAUCCACUGCGUAGCAUGGAACUUUGAGUUCCCUACAGCCGUAGAGAGAUUACUGUGGCGUCUGAGCUCGGUUGUAACGGCUGUUGCCUUGCCAUUUGCCUAUCUGAUCUCGGAUCCAACUUGGUAG
This is a messenger RNA of Penicillium hordei, 345 nucleotides long. RefSeq lists its product as uncharacterized. Bases 1 to 345 code for a protein of 114 amino acids. The transcript has a single exon. The record is from RefSeq and is a predicted model, not a curated record. NCBI's taxonomy places the organism in Eukaryota, Fungi, Ascomycota, Eurotiomycetes, Eurotiales, Aspergillaceae.